GAUGAUUACAUAUCACGUUUUGCUUACAAGCCGAACCAUUUUUCUGAAACAUGAAAGUCUUUCGGGGAUUUGUUUCAGAACAGAACACAAAGAGAGAGAGAGAGAAGACAGAAUGAAGCACAGCGGUGGGAACCAAGCAUGCUUCGUCCUUGGUCAAAAGACCCCAAGCAUCCGAGAUCUCUACUCCUUGGGACACAAACUAGGUCAAGGACAGUUUGGGACCACUUACAUGUGCAGAGAGAUCUCAACAGGGCGUGAAUACGCGUGCAAGUCUAUAACAAAACGAAAGUUGAUUACAAAGGAAGAUGUAGAAGACGUGCGCAGGGAAAUUCAGAUCAUGCACCAUCUGGCUGGUUACAAGAACAUUGUCACCAUUAAAGGCGCUUACGAGGAUCCAUUGUAUGUUCACAUCGUCAUGGAGCUCUGCUCAGGUGGGGAACUUUUUGACAGAAUCAUCCAGAGAGGGCAUUACAGUGAGAGAAAAGCAGCUGAGUUGAUCAAGAUCAUUGUUGGUGUUGUUGAGGCUUGCCAUUCGCUUGGUGUCAUGCAUAGAGAUCUAAAACCAGAAAAUUUCUUGUUGGUGAAUAAGGACGACGACUUCUCACUCAAAGCCAUUGAUUUUGGGCUUUCCGUAUUCUUCAAACCAGGUCAAAUAUUCGAGGAUGUGGUUGGGAGUCCUUAUUACGUAGCUCCUGAGGUUCUGCUCAAGCACUAUGGACCAGAGGCUGAUGUGUGGACCGCAGGGGUCAUACUGUACAUAUUGGUGAGCGGAGUACCUCCCUUCUGGGCAGAAACACAGCAAGGGAUAUUUGAUGCAGUGCUCAAGGGACACAUUGACUUCGACUCCGAUCCUUGGCCCCUAAUAUCUGACUCUGCAAAAGACUUGAUCCGCAGCAUGCUCUGUUCACGGCCCUCGGAGCGUCUCACAGCUCAUCAAGUAUUGAGGCAUCCUUGGAUUUGUGAAAAUGGAGUUGCGCCAGACAGAGCACUCGAUCCUGCGGUGCUUUCUCGUCUUAAGCAGUUCUCUGCCAUGAAUAAACUUAAGCAGAUGGCUUUAAGAGUAAUAGCUGAGAGUCUCUCUGAAGAAGAAAUAGCUGGACUAAAAGAAAUGUUCAAAGCAAUGGACACCGAUAACAGUGGAGCCAUUACAUUUGACGAGCUAAAAGCUGGGUUGAGAAGAUAUGGUUCUACCCUCAAGGAUACUGAGAUCCGUGACCUAAUGGAGGCUGCAGAUAUUGACAAGAGUGGGACCAUAGACUAUGGUGAAUUCAUUGCUGCAACAAUCCAUCUGAACAAAUUAGAACGUGAGGAACAUCUCCUCUCAGCCUUCAGGUAUUUUGACAAAGAUGGGAGCGGCUACAUCACAAUCGACGAGCUACAGCAAGCGUGUGCUGAACAGGGGAUGAGCGAUGUCUUUCUUGAAGAUGUGAUCAAGGAAGUCGACCAAGACAAUGAUGGAAGGAUCGAUUACGGAGAGUUUGUAGCGAUGAUGCAGAAGGGCAUUGUAGGAAGAACAAUGAGGAAAAGCAUAAAUAUGAGCCUCAGGAACAAUGCCAUCUCUUAGUGGCUGGCUAAUAUAAGUGUAAUCUCAUGGUUAAUUUACAGAGCUGAGCCACGAGAUGCAAAAGCUGCAAAGCUCCGCGGAAAUAUGGUUUACGUUCAGUCAAAAAAAAAAAUAUGGUUUACGUAGUAUGGAUGAUCCUUCCUAGUAAUUGUAGAAACAACAAAGGCUAAAGUGUACUGAUUAUGAUGUAUUAACAGAUAUAUGAGAUCAUUGUAAUUUGACUCUUAUAUGCACACAUCCUAUAAAAAAGGAAUUACUGAUGAUGAUUAUACAUCUGAGAGAGAGCUGACUCGUCUCUCUUCCCAUUGUUACCACGUGCGCAAAGUAAAAGAGACUUCUCUCUCCUGAUUGAGUGUGGAAGCAUCAGAAAU
Messenger RNA from Raphanus sativus (radish), 1935 nucleotides. RefSeq names its product calcium-dependent protein kinase 26. The transcript is spliced from 8 exons. Gene Ontology annotation, biological process: intracellular signal transduction; peptidyl-serine phosphorylation; protein autophosphorylation. The record is from RefSeq and is a predicted model, not a curated record. NCBI's taxonomy places the organism in Eukaryota, Viridiplantae, Streptophyta, Magnoliopsida, Brassicales, Brassicaceae. Gene Ontology annotation, molecular function: calmodulin binding; ATP binding; calcium/calmodulin-dependent protein kinase activity. Gene Ontology annotation, cellular component: nucleus; cytoplasm. The coding region runs from base 2 to 1564 and encodes 520 amino acids.